Molecule: messenger RNA, 3409 nt
Organism: Ceraceosorus guamensis
Lineage: Eukaryota; Fungi; Basidiomycota; Exobasidiomycetes; Ceraceosorales; Ceraceosoraceae
Product: putative chitin synthase 1
Exons: 5
Coding region: 410-3175 (921 amino acids)
Cellular component (GO): cell periphery; cell septum
Molecular function (GO): chitin synthase activity
Source: RefSeq, a predicted model, not a curated record
CGCUCGGUCCCUGCUGCUCCUUUCUUGCUCUUGAUGCGAGGCGAGCACCGCCCAGCCUGUUGGUCUGCUCGCUUGCACAAAGCAACAAAGUUUGCUCGUACUGCAGUCUCUCUUCCUCUCUACCAUCUUUGUCCAGUUUCUUCUUCCUUCAGAAGUGUCGCCCGCUCAAAAGGUCCUCGAAACUAGAGAGACCUCAAAGCUUACAAUCGACCCUCAGAAGGUGUUCGCGCUCUGAGGAGCACAGCUCAGUCGAUCCUCUAGGGCACGCGUGGCUCGUUAGCCGCGAGCGCAGGAGAGAAGCGAUCAGUGAUUGGCACAAGCGCCCCGCGACUUUUGCGAGGCGGAUCGACUUCAUUUCACAGAAAUUCCAAUUGCGAGUAGCGCAAGCUUGCCGCUCAUCGCUCCAGAGAUGUCGCAAGAUAGCUACGGCAAUGGCGGGUAUGGACGCCGACCUCAGUAUCCGCCCGCAGAUCCGCUGCGCCACGGCAGCUAUGGACCAGGAGGAGGAGGAGGAGACUACCCUGCUAACUCCUCUAGCGGACAUGGCUAUCACGGCAGCUCGACCACCCUCGACGUGACCAAUGGUGACCCAUUCUACUCUGGCCCAGGCGGCAACCCGAGCUACGUCUCGGACUACCCGGACGAGAGCAAGAUUCCUCUGACAGCAGGCGCUGUUCCUCCUGCCACCGAGAAGUACGGCGCAUACCCUCCUUCGGACCGGCCUUACGGUGGCAUCCCCAUGCCUCAAGCACCCUACAGAGGUAAUACGCCGUUUAGCCAGUCUGACAUCGGACCCGAGGACAGCGCAAGUCAAGUAGCUUGGGCCAAGCGUCAACAAGGACCUAAGCGGGGUCUGACCCGUAAAGUCAAAUUGACGAGGGGAAAUUGGAUCGUCGAUCAUCGUGUGCCCACGGCCGUCAAGAACUCCAUCGAGCCCAAAUGGAGCCAAGGUUCGAGGACGAAUGAAUUUACGCACAUGCGCUACACGGCAGCUACCUGCGAUCCGGAUGAGUUUACGCCCGAAAACGGCUGGAAUUUGAGGACUUCGGCGCAAUAUCAGCGAGACACGGAGUUGCUCAUCGCCAUCACGUAUUACAAUGAGGAUCGUGUCUUGCUGGCGAGGACUUUGCACGGAGUCAUGCUCAACAUUCGUGAUAUCUGCAAGUCGAAAGCUUCCAAGUUCUGGAGGCGAAGCGCAGAGGAAGGUAGACCUGGUUGGCAGCGCAUUGUCGUCUGCCUCAUCUUUGACGGUAUUGAUCCCUGCGACAAGGAAGUACUCGAUGUACUGGCUACAAUCGGUGUGUACCAAGACGGAGUCAUGAAGAGGAAAGUCGAUGGAAAGGAGACGGUCGCCCAUCUUUUCGAGUACACUACUCAGCUCUCUGUGGAUCCUACACCGGCUCUUGUGACGCCGCACGGCGAUGAUCCUUCCAACCUGGUGCCGGUCCAGAUGAUGUUUUGUUUGAAGCAAAAGAACAGCAAGAAGAUCAACUCGCAUCGGUGGCUGUUCAAUGCCAUCGGAAGGCAGCUGCAACCCGAAGUCUGCAUUCUUCUCGAUGCUGGUACAAAGCCUGGCCACAAGAGUCUGUACUACCUUUGGGAAGCAUUCUACAACAAGCCUAACCUCGGUGGCGCUUGUGGCGAGAUUCACGCAAUGUUGAAGGGUGGCAGAAAGCUUCUAAACCCGCUGGUUGCUGCGCAGAAUUUCGAGUACAAGCUUUCGAACAUUCUCGACAAGCCGCUCGAAUCAUCCUUCGGAUACGUAUCUGUGCUGCCUGGUGCUUUCAGCGCUUACAGAUUCCGCGCCAUUCAGGGUCGUCCACUCAAUCAAUACUUCCAUGGUGAUCAUACCAUGGCGGAUAGGCUAGGCAAGAAGGGUCUGCACGGCAUGGACAUCUUCACCAAGAACAUGUUCUUGGCCGAGGAUCGUAUCUUGUGUUUCGAGCUAGUGGCCAAGGCGGGAGACAAGUGGACGCUGUCCUAUGUAAAGCCUGCGAAGGGAGAAACCGACGUACCCGAGGGAGCUGCUGAGCUCAUUUCUCAGCGUCGUCGAUGGCUCAACGGUUCCUUUGCAGCCUCCAUCUAUUCUCUGGUACACUUUUUCAGGAUCUACAAAUCGAACCACGGCAUCAUUCGGCUCUUCUUCUUCCACUUGCAAGCACUCUACAACGCCUUCAACCUGCUCUUCUCCUGGUUUGCACUCGCCAACUUGUGGCUCACCUUCUCCAUCAUCAUCGCCUUCCUGCCCAACGUCAUUCUCAAGGAAGACAGCGAGACGCUGCAGACCAUCUUUCACUGGGUCAAUUUGGUUGCGCAGUGGAUUUACAUCUUCUUUGUCGUCUUGCAAUUCGUGCUUGCUCUGGGCAACCGACCAAAAGGAGAAAAGAAUACGUACAUGAUAUCGAUCGCCGUCUUUGCCAUCCUGGGAGCCUAUCUCAUAGUCGUAGCCAUCUGGUUGACCGUCAACUCGAUCACCAGUCUCAACUUUGAUGGCAAGUCUGCUGGAGCAAUUCUAAAGGAUCUAUUCUUGAGUCCUGACAAGGCGGUUUUGCUCGCGGCCUUGGCAGCCACCUUUGGUAUCUACCUGGUCGCCUCGGUGCUCUACGCCGACCCAUGGCACAUGUUCACCUCAUUCCCUCAGUACAUGCUCAUCGCACCUUCUUUCGUCAACAUCCUCAACGUCUAUGCCUUCUGCAACUUGCAUGACGUUUCGUGGGGUACCAAGGGCUCCGACAAGGCUGACGCACUGCCAUCUGUCGACACGAAGAAGGACAAGCCCGGUCAAGAAUCUGGCACAGUAGAAGAGAUUGAACAAGAGCAGGCAGAUAUCGACAACAACUUCAAGGCAGUGGUCAGCCGAGCUGUAGCGCCUGUAGUGAUCGAAGACAAACCGGAGAAGCCUACAAUGGACGACCAGAACAAGACUUUCCGUACCCGACUGGUCAUCUUCUGGCUUCUUUGCAAUGGUGCGCUCUUGGUCGCCAUCAUGAACGUCAACGGAGUGACCUCAAAGAACACGACGCAGGAACAGGUCGACGCUGCCCAAUCUCACAAGCAGGGAGCCUACUUCAACUUUGUCAUUUGGACGACCUUUGGACUGUCCUUCUUCCGAUUCGUCGGCGCUUUGUACUACUGGGUCAUGAGACAGACGGGACGUUGGUUCCGCAAGUCGUAAAUGCGCGCACGCGCUCCGUCUUGCUUUGAUGCUACCUCCGUCCUUUUCCCCCGCUCUCCCAUCCCGUUGUCACCGCCUGCUUCAUUCUACCUCUUUCCAGCGCCCGGUCUCACGAAGCUCGAUAUCCCCAGGACAUUUGGCCACGUUCGCUUGUGUUUCCCAGCCGUGCUUCACUCUGCUGGGACCUCAGAUUUAAUCUCGACGCUCUCUUUUGCACUGCGUCCAUGUGUGCCA